Actinia tenebrosa (Australian red waratah sea anemone) is the source of this 601-nucleotide messenger RNA. Its product is annotated as ectonucleoside triphosphate diphosphohydrolase 1-like. The record is from RefSeq and is a predicted model, not a curated record. NCBI's taxonomy places the organism in Eukaryota, Metazoa, Cnidaria, Anthozoa, Actiniaria, Actiniidae. Gene Ontology annotation, biological process: nucleoside diphosphate catabolic process. Gene Ontology annotation, cellular component: membrane. Gene Ontology annotation, molecular function: UDP phosphatase activity; ribonucleoside triphosphate phosphatase activity; GDP phosphatase activity.
AUGAUAAGUUUGGUACUCACUGCUUAUUCGUCCCAUCAAUAUUGUUGGCCACGUAUCAUAUACGCUCAUUCCGGGUGUGUUUUGCUUUGUCUAUACAUCAGAAGAUCAAGAUACAACGAAGUAUUCGUCAAUCUUCAACAAAAAYGUUCUGGUUUUGUUUUAGCGACACCAGUACAGAAAAAUGCUGUCAUCAGUGAAGUGAACAAGCUUCUCUCAAAUAAAGGCUUUUCUCCAUUCCACUUCAAGAAGGACUUCGUGAAGAUAAUAAGCGGGCAAGAGGAGGCUUUAUAUGGAUGGAUCACAGUGAACUUCAUCAAGGGAGUCUUCUCACAGAAGACGUCAGGCUGGUCGUCCUACUGGGUAAGAUUGACGAAUUUCCUGAAGGGAAUCUUCUCGCAGAAGACGUCUGGCAGAACUUACGGAGCGCUUGAUUUGGGAGGAGCGUCAACUCAGAACACAUUUAGGACAAGAAAAGACAGCCCACUUGUGACGUUUGAGCCAACCUUGGCGGGAAAAACCUAUCCCGUGUUUGCGCACAGCUAGCUACCUGUCUUUCGGAGUCAACGAAGCCAGACAAUCAUACUACGAAUAUCUGGUGACG